UCGUGUUAAAGGGGCAAUGCUCUCGGACUGUGGGGCCCACCGUCAGGAUGCUGGACACAGCGGGCGAGCAGGAUGACGGGACUUUGGAGGGCUCCAGGAGCUCGAGGAGCCGACACGAGUACACCAAGAACAACAUUUAGUCCAGCUACCCAAACCAGUCCAGUCAUGCAGGUACAAGAAGAUGGAGACAACGUCAUGCCUUUUGCCAAGUGUUCCAAAGUGGUCAGCCGAUCUACACCCCUAUCCCUGCCUUCCCAGAGCCUCAAACCAAUGGCCCAACAUUAUGGUGAUGUCUUUUGGGAGAACCUUACCCAAAGGUCCAACCCCAACUGGAUGGAGGAACAAUCCAUUCCACCCAAGUUGAGAGGCACUGGUUGCUCCCAGCCUGGCAUAUACCCUCCUGAGGGGCUACUUCCUCCUGAGAUGCUUUGCAGAAGAAAGAGAAGAAGGCUGCAUUUGGAGAAAAUACAUCAGAGACCUGGAGGCAUCCCAGCCCGUGUCAGGGCCGUCACUUAUCACCUGGAGGACCUGAAGAGGCGCCAGAGAACCAUCAAUGAGCUGAAGAAGGCUCAGUGGGGCAGCUGCAGGGUUGCACCUGAGCCCCUGCUGCUUGAGGCAGAAGGCUCUAGAUUCUCUGGAACCACUGAAAACUGUGAUCUGCAAUUGAAGAGGGCAACAACCUUUCUACAGGAAGAGGGCCAUUUUGGACCCAGCUACCAUGAAAUCGGGGAGUCCUCAGUCUACGAGUCUCGCCGGAGGCCAGAAGAGUUCUGCCCGGGUCCAGUGCUCUUCGCGGCAGCCCCCACCCCACCAUCCUCCCGGCCGACCAGCUUCUGCGUCGGGCCGAGGCCCCCGUCAGGAACGUGA
Molecule: messenger RNA, 867 nt
Organism: Dipodomys ordii (Ord's kangaroo rat)
Lineage: Eukaryota; Metazoa; Chordata; Mammalia; Rodentia; Heteromyidae
Gene: Inca1
Product: inhibitor of CDK, cyclin A1 interacting protein 1
Exons: 7
Coding region: 73-867 (264 amino acids)
Biological process (GO): negative regulation of cell population proliferation; negative regulation of cyclin-dependent protein serine/threonine kinase activity
Cellular component (GO): cytoplasm
Molecular function (GO): cyclin binding; cyclin-dependent protein serine/threonine kinase inhibitor activity
Source: RefSeq, a predicted model, not a curated record